UUGCUCGUCCUCGUCGAGUCCCACUGCAGAGUUGCCGACUUCCGGAAAACAUCCCACAACCGAGUGGCACUUAUGGCUGAAUCCAAGCCGCAGCGGGGCUUCCCGCGUCUCCGCCGCGCCGCGACAUCAUUUCCUGGCAACCUGCAUUUGGUGUUGGUCCUCCACCCCUCUACCUUGCUAAGCUCCACCCCCAGCCCAUCCUCCAGCACCGACCUGGGCUUCCGCUUCAGCCAGGAUGACUUCCUGUUCAAGAUGCCGGUGGUGAUGCUGCGUUCGGUGGGCGACCUGCUUCGCUACAUCGACGACAACCGCCUGACCUCGGAGGCGUGCGGCGGAGCCGAGCGCCGUCAAAGCGACUGGAUCGUUCUGCGCUCGGCCAUCGAGACGUUCGCCGUGACGGUAAAGGAGGUGGCUCACCUUCUGCAAGGCUUCGGCUCCGAGGUGUCGGACAGCGAACUUCCGGACGAGGCCAACGCCAUCGACUUCCUGCUCCGCUCGCACACGCAGCGCUACCGACACAUGAAGGAGGACAUUGUCGGGGUGCUGAAGGAAGGACGCAUCCUGCUGGACAAUCUGGAGACGCUGCAAGCCUCCAAGAAUGAUUCGGCAGAAGACCGCGAAGAUAUCCAGUCAGACUUGGACACGGUUCAAAGGCUGCUGUCUCAGCUGCGCGACAUGGAGGAGGCCUUUGAUGGCUUCUUUGAGAAACAUCACCUGAAGAUGCAACAGUACCAUCAGCUACUGCUUUAUGAGCGCAACUUCCAGCAGAUGGAGGAGGAGCUGGAGAAGAUGUCGGCCGAGGAGAAGGCCAUCCCCGCCGUGGGCCACACGUUGCUGCACACUGAGCAACUCAUCAAAGAUCUGCACGCUCUGGAGCAACGCGCACAGGAGGUGAUGUCCCGCGCUCAGGUCCUGACGUUACAGGGCCACCAGCUGGCCGCUUGCCAUCAUUACGCGCUGGCCCUCAUCAUGCAGCGCUGCAAUGAGUUGCGUCAUCACUGUGAUGUCAUCAGCGGGGGCCUCCGCGGCAAACGCGCAACGCUCACACGAGCGAGAGACUUGCUCGUACGGCUGGACCAUGCUCUGCGCUGGUGUGACGAGGGCGCGUACCUGCUGGCCAGUCAGACGGCGGAGCGCUUCCAGAGCCGCGAGGGGGCUCAGGAAGCCCUGCGGUACCUCAGCUGCCACCAAGAGAGGGCGCCAGACGUGGCAGACCACAAAAGAGACGUCCUCAGUUUGGAGUUUGAGGCCAUUCUCACGCCUCAGCUGCAGUGUCAGAUCUCCAUGGUGGCGGACAAGCUGUCAUCAGUGCGGACCAUGAUCCAAAACCGGGAGCGGUAUCUUCGUAAAAUGACCGACGUGAGGGUCAUACCCAUCCAGCCGGUGGCGCCACGUCCUGAAGUGGAAGCGACGGUGCAGCAAGGAGCCAAGGCACCGCCCUUCUCGCCCAAACACAGUGUGGACUUCAACCUUCUCAACGCCAGGUUCUCCUUUGAUCUUCUUCCUGGAAAGAGGACCUCCAGGCGGAGCGGUGACCAACGAAAGAUCGAAGUGAUGCACGACUACCAAGGGAACCGCAGCUCUCUGUACGGCUCCGCCCCCACCAGCGACUCUGAGGCGGAAGAAGGGGUGGAGCAAGUGACAAGCCACAUCAUGAAGGAGCUCAUCUCCACCGAGAAGAUUUACGUGGAGCAGCUCCUGGCCGUUCUUCUGGGCUACCGAGCCGAGAUGGAGGACCCGUCCGUGUGUCAUCUUCUGCCACCGCCUCUCCGUGGUCACCAGGACGUCCUUUUUGGAAACAUGCCAGAAAUCUACCAAUUUCACAGCAGAACCUUCCUGCAGGACCUCCAGCGCUGCCUGAGCACUCCGGAGCAGGUCGGCCAGUGUUUCCUGCGGCGGAAGGCGAAGUUCCAGAUGUACGAGCAUUACUGCCAGAACAAGCCACGCUCCGAGUCGCUAUGGAAAGAGUGCUGUGACUCCGCCUUCUUCCAGGAGUGCCAGAAGAAGCUGGAGCACAAGCUGCCUCUGGACUCGUACCUCCUGAAACCCAUCCAGCGUCUCACCAAGUACCAGCUGAUCCUGAAGGAGCUUCUCAAACACUGCACAGAGCCGCAGUACCGCUCGCAACUGCAGGAGGCGCUGGACUGCAUGCUCGACCUGCUCAAGUCCGUCAACGACUCCAUGCACCAGACCGCCAUCAUCGGAUACCAGGGUGAGUUGGGCCUCCUGGGCCGCGUGGUUCUGCAGGGCAGCUUCAGCGUGUGGAGCAGCCACAAGAGGGCGGCGGCCCGCAUGCGGGAGCUGGCCCGCUUCAAAGGUGCCCAGCGCCACGUCUUCCUCUACGAGCGAGCGCUGGUGUGCUGCAAGCGCCGCGACGACCGCCAAGGCUCGCCCGUCUACAGCUUCAAGUCCUGCCUCGGUAUGAAUUCAGUGAGCGUGACAGAAACGGUGAAAGGAGACCCCAAGAAGUUUGAAGUCUGCCACAGAGGAAGCCAGGAAGUCUACAUCCUGCAGGCUCCCAGCGUGGAGGUGAAGGUCGCCUGGCUCACAGAGAUCCAAAAGCUCAUCAGUCAACUGCACAAAGACAGCCUCAUCUCGGACAGCUCUUCCGCCUCCAGCCCCGCCCACCCCAACAGAUGGGAGGACUCUGUGAACACCAGCCACGCCCAUUCGGACCCUCUGGGAUUCUCGUCCCGACGCGCCUGGUCAGCAUCUGCACACUCGGCGGCCAUCUGCGACGGCUUGGAGGACUGGGGCGCCACGGACGGCUCAGACAUGUCCGAUUCAGAAGAAGAGGUCAACGCAGGGGAAGAGGAUCGACCCCCGACGCUAGUAGCGGGUCGCUAUCGAGUCCUGGUGGCCAGCACCGUGUCGAGCCACGAUGACAUCAUCUUCACGUGCGGCGAUGUCAUCCAGCUGCUACGCCGCGAUGAAAAUGGAAUGUGGUUGGUGAGGAACGAGAGUCGCGCCGAAGAGGGGCUUGUCCUGCCCUCAGACCUGCAUAGGAUUCUGGGAGAGACGUGUUGAGAGCUAAUCGGAGAGGCAACGUCUUCCUCACGGCGACGUAGCAGAAAAGCACAACAUCAGCGCUUCCUCCAUCAUCGUCAUCACCAACGUCACGUGCCAAAUUGCUUGGCCAAACCUUAGCGUAGAACGUUAGCGUAGCAUGGCAGCGCAACGCCUCUCCACGCACAUGAAGUCAAUCGUAGAAGAAUGUCAGAAGUGCCUUACAUGUGACGACCAGCCUGUCGAGAAGCUUGAUGUCCACGAGCGAUGACAUCAUCAGUGGCUUUCGGAUUCAACGCUGCGCCCUUUAGCGCUUUGUUGUCUUUUUCAAAGCUCAUGUUGUGAUUUUCAAUUGUGUGCAGGACUUGGGUUGAGUCACGUUUGUUUCAAAAGUGCUGAGUUGGACAUUCACAAUUAAAAGCACACAAAUCAC
Molecule: messenger RNA, 3439 nt
Organism: Syngnathus typhle (broad-nosed pipefish)
Lineage: Eukaryota; Metazoa; Chordata; Actinopteri; Syngnathiformes; Syngnathidae
Product: proto-oncogene DBL-like
Exons: 26
Coding region: 73-3027 (984 amino acids)
Biological process (GO): dendrite development
Cellular component (GO): cytoplasm
Molecular function (GO): protein binding; guanyl-nucleotide exchange factor activity
Source: RefSeq, a predicted model, not a curated record